UCAUGCUGCUGCCAGGUCCAGAGUGUGUCAUGGGUCCCUGUGCCACUUUCAGGUCUCCUCACACUGUGGUGGGUUCCAUUUUGUCAUAGGGUGCUGGCAGAUUACGGGCCUCCCAUUGCUGCUGCCAGGCCCGUAAUCUGCCAUGGGCCCCCCGUACCGACCCUCAUGCUGCUCCUCAUGCUGCUGCCUCCUCAUGCUGCUGCCCAGAGUCUGUCAUGGGCCCCUGUACGGCCUCCCAUGCUGCUGUCUCCAUCGCCCACUCUGCCAUGCCACUUUCAGGUCUCCUCACACUGCUGGUGGGUCCAUUUUGUCAUAGGGUGCUGGCAGACUGUACGGGCCUCCCAUUGCUGC
Messenger RNA from Staurois parvus, 351 nucleotides. The record is from the annotation of a GenBank genome assembly. Lineage: Eukaryota; Metazoa; Chordata; Amphibia; Anura; Ranidae.